ACGUCACGAAUUAUUUGACAUAAAACGCUUGUGGAACUGUGUAAUUUAACCAAAAAUUCUUUGUCAGUAUUUUAUACUGUAAAUAAUUGCGUUAUCAAACCGCUGAAAUAUGGUCACCUACAAUUGCGGUUGCAAAGAUGUCUCAAUUGCAGAAGGAAUAUUUGGAGAAAUAUUUACUGAAUCUCCAGAGGACCAAAUACGCCGCUACGACAGCGAACAAUAUUACAAGGAAGAAUUAUCGUCGUACAUUAAUAAUAACAAACUGAUACCAGUAAAAUCAUAUACGAUGAUCAACAAAAAUCAUGUGGAAAUUACUGUCAUUUCUUGGGGUGCCACGAUUGUUUCGUUAAAGUACCCUGAUAAGUUUGGACACGUGGUAGAUGUGGUUCUUGGUUUCGAUGAUUUGGAGAGCUAUACGGAUCCCGAAAUUAAUCCAUUUAUUGGAUGUAUAUUGGGUAGAUGUGCAAAUCGCAUAAAAGAUGGCUGUGUUGUUAUUAAAGACAAAAUUUAUCAACUCACGAAAAAUGAUUGUAAUAAACACCAUUUACAUGGAGGUAUAAAAGGUUUUGGCAGACGGUUGUGGGAAUCGUACAUCGACGGAUGCUCGGUUGUCAUGACUUAUUUAAGCAAAGACGGCGAGGAAGGGUAUCCUGGCGCGGUGUUGAGUAUGGUGAGAUUUAAAUUAACACCUGACAACAAGCUGGAAAUAGGUAUCCGAGCAACAACAACGGACUCCACGAUAGUGAACAUCUCACACGGCUCUUUGUUCAACCUUGCUGGCCACGACGCUGGAAAGAAAGAAUUGAUGCAACACAAAAUUGCGUUGAACUGUGAUCGUUGGACAUUCGCAGAUUACACAAAUCCAAUACCAACCGGCGCCAUUCGAGGUGUCGGCGGAACCGUCAUGGAUCUGCGUAUACCGAAGUUUCUUGAAAGUUGCAUCGAAAAAGUUCCACCGGGAGAAGGAUACGAUCAUAACUUCUGCAUUACACCGAAUUGGCACGGAGGUACCACAUACGUUGCUCAAGCCGUGCAUCCAAAAAGCGGUCGCAUUUUGGAGAUUUAUUCUGAUCAGCCUGGUGUGCAGUUUUACACAGGCGGUCGUCUACCGUCAUAUACUACUUCUAAGAAGACUAGCGACAACAAUACCGUUAAAUAUGAUGAAGAAGAAUAUGAAGAAGAAACUCAAAGAGAGCAAGAUGUUACAUCAGAAAACGAAUCGCCGAGAUUUAUUUUGGGAAAACGAGGUGCUCGCUAUGUAAAACAUUGCGCUUUUAGCAUUCAACCACAGAAUUAUCCAAAUGCUAUCAAUCACGUAAGUAAUUCAAAAUAAUAUUACGCUAAUUCAUCGAUUUAUAAGUUUAAUUUCUUUCAGCCACAUUUUCCUUCUUCCAUUCUACGUCCCGGACAAGUUUAUUGUCAUGAUCUAAUUUACA
This is a messenger RNA of Pseudomyrmex gracilis, 1436 nucleotides long. RefSeq names its product aldose 1-epimerase-like. Lineage: Eukaryota; Metazoa; Arthropoda; Insecta; Hymenoptera; Formicidae. Gene Ontology annotation, molecular function: carbohydrate binding; aldose 1-epimerase activity. Gene Ontology annotation, biological process: beta-D-galactose catabolic process via UDP-galactose, Leloir pathway; glucose metabolic process. The record is from RefSeq and is a predicted model, not a curated record. The transcript has 8 exons. Bases 110 to 1333 code for a protein of 407 amino acids.